ACCAAGAAAUACCUUGUGUAAUAUUGGCGUGAACAUAACCUGCACAGUUAAAUAUUAUUUAUUCCAAUAUUGUUAUUGAUUGUUAUGAUUCGAAGAAUAUCCUAUAUUUGUUUAAAUAAAGUAUUAAUUAAACAAAAAUGUACGCUACGGAUGUCACAUAGAGUGUAUUGUUCUGGAUUGGGUUUAUGGAAAGAAGAUAUAUCUAUAGAUAUCAAACAUGCUAUUGAGUCUCAUUGGCGUACUAAAUUAUAUAAUCGCCCUUUCGACGAUCAUAAUACUAAAGACAAGUACUAUGUUUUGUCAAUGUUUCCAUAUCCUUCUGGACAGCUUCACAUGGGGCACGUUCGAGUAUAUACAAUAAGUGAUACAAUGGCUCGUUUUUAUAGGAUGAAUGGUAAAAAUGUUCUUCAUCCUAUUGGUUGGGAUGCUUUUGGCUUACCUGCAGAAAAUGCUGCAAUCGAACAUAAUGUUUCAGCAAAAUCAUGGACUGAAAGAAAUAUACAGAACAUGAAGAAACAACUGUAUCAGCUAAGUUGCUCUUUUGAUUGGGAUAGAGAAGUUACAACAUGUAGCUCUGACUAUUAUAAAUGGACACAAUAUUUAUUUUUAAUGCUUUUCAAAGAAGGACUAAUCUAUAGAAAAUAUGCAUUGGUCAACUGGGAUCCAGUUGAUAAUACAGUACUUGCAGAUGAGCAGGUAGAUGACAAUGGUUGCUCUUGGCGAUCCGGAGCAAAGGUAUUAAAAUAUUUUGAAUUAGUAAAUGCAUCCAAUAUUAAAUCUUUGACUGUAUGGACAAAACAUAUAGAAAAAAUAGAUGAAGCGACAUUUAUUGCAGUUACUCCAAAUUCCAUUUUCCACCAGAUGGAGAAAGGCAAUAAACUGAACAAUGGAUUUUAUAAACUACAUGUCAAGGCUAAGAAUCCAUUCACGGGCAAACUUUUGCCUAUAUACAUAACAGAUCAAGUUGAGUACCCACCAGAAUGUGACUGUCAUAUUGGUAUACCAAAUGAAUCCGAAGUAGAUGCUACAUUUUCUAAAACUGUAGGGCUUGAAUUUGAAAUAAAUAAUAUGAAAACUGGAGAGGAAUAUGCUCAAAUUAAAGAGGAUAGGUUAAGAAAAGCAUUGGAAAUGAAAAUUGGUGGAUAUGAAACAAGUUCUAAGUUGAAGGAUUGGUUGAUAUCUCGUCAAAGGUAUUGGGGUACUCCAAUUCCUAUUGUUCAUUGUGAUAAGUGUGGUUUAGUACCUGUACCUGAGAAGGAUUUACCUGUAGAAUUACCUAAAAUUAGUGGUGCAUUAGACAAAACUUCAUCUCCACUGAAAGAUAAUACAGAAUGGCAUAAAACUAGUUGCCCGGUAUGUUUAGGUGCUGCUGUAAGAGAAACCGACACCAUGGAUACAUUUGUGGAUUCAGCAUGGUAUUAUUUGAGGUAUAUUGAUAAUAAAAAUCCAAAUGAGCCAUUUGAUGCAUCAAAAGCGAAACAAAUUAAUCCUGUUGAUUUAUACAUUGGUGGAAAAGAACAUGCUGUAUUGCAUUUGUAUUAUGCACGAUUUAUGAGUUAUUUCUUAUAUUCUAUGGGUCUGUUGAGUCAUCCUGAACCAUUCAAACGAUUAUUAGUUCAAGGAAUGGUUAUGGGACAAUCAUUCAGGGUAAAGAGCUCUGGCCAGUAUGUCACAGAGGAUCAGGUUGACAUUAUUGAUAAGAAAAAAGGCAAAGCAGUUUUAAAAAAUUCUGAUGAACCUGUAAUCAUGACUUGGGAAAAGAUGUCUAAAUCUAAAAAAAAUGGUGUUGAUCCACAGGCUAUGUUUAAUGAUUAUGGGACUGAUACAACAAGGUUAUUAAUUUUAGCGGAUGUUGCACCUACAUCAUUUAGACAUUGGACUACAGCUACAUUUCCUGGUAUCCUAAACUGGCAAAGACGGUUAUGGUUGACAUUGCGAGAUUUUAUCAAUCAUCGAUCAAAUUACAAAGAAGUAGAUUUUAUGGACCCUGAUUUUAUAGAGCAUGAAACUAAAUUGUUUGACUCUAGAAAUUUUUACGCAUCAGGGGCUACUUUUAAUUAUAUUUCUUCUCACCAACUGAGUGUAGCAAUAUCUAAAAUGCAAGGGUUGACAAAUUCACUAAGAAGGGCUAUACCACCAGUUAUUGCUCAAGGACUGCAGUAUGAAAGAGCUUUAGGAUGUCAAAUUUUACUUUUAGCACCGAUGGCUCCACAUUUUGCAUCUGAAUUAUGGUCAGGAUUUACAAAUGUUCCACGAUUAGAGCUGACUCAACGAAAUUAUGGUUCUAAGAAUUUGUUCUUAUUACAUAUGCAACAAAAUGAAUUCGAUUACAACAAAAGUGUGUUUGAGCAACGUUGGCCUGAUGUAGAUCUCCACUAUAAUCUCGAUUUAGCGAUAAAGUUUAAUGGAGAGGACCACAGUGUAAUAAAAAUUCCAAGAUUUAAGUUAGAUGUUUUAGGUGAAGAUGUAGCCUUAGAAUUAGCAAAAAAUGAAAAAUCUGUUAGUGAAAUGUUAGAUACUCUAGGGCUUCGUAAAUAUACAUAUCAUGUGCAUAAGGGAUAUGAGGCUGAAUUGAACUUGAUAACAAAGUUUAUACCGAAAAAGAAAAAAAAGUCGAAGAAACAAGUAAUUUGAUAGUUUAGUUGUAAUUUUAAGCUAAAUAUUUAUAAACAUUGCAAUAGACAUUCUUAAAUAUCAUAAUAAAAAUAAGCUUGUA
Molecule: messenger RNA, 2716 nt
Organism: Ctenocephalides felis (cat flea)
Lineage: Eukaryota; Metazoa; Arthropoda; Insecta; Siphonaptera; Pulicidae
Product: probable leucine--tRNA ligase, mitochondrial
Exons: 11
Coding region: 85-2634 (849 amino acids)
Biological process (GO): leucyl-tRNA aminoacylation; mitochondrial translation
Cellular component (GO): mitochondrion
Molecular function (GO): ATP binding; leucine-tRNA ligase activity
Source: RefSeq, a predicted model, not a curated record